AUUCACUGAGACCGGUUCUUAAUUAUAUUGAAAAAUCGAAACGAAACGAAUAUAAUCUUUAAUGUUGUAUUAAAUUGCCCAUAAAUUGGGAUUGCUCCAAAAAACAAAACAAAAUAUAAAUUAUUUAAAAUUCUUAAGCCUUCUGUGAUAAUUAAGGAAUCCUACAAUUAAAUAUACAAAAAAAAAAAAUAUAAUUAUGUCUCAACUAUCAUAUUGGAAAGUACUUACUAGAAAGAAGACCCUUACACAUGAUCAUGAAACAGAAACAAAUUUAAAUCGAGUUCUGGGCACAUAUGAUUUGACAGCAUUAGGUGUUGGUGCAACAUUAGGUGUUGGAGUUUAUGUUCUUGCCGGUCAUGUAGCAAAAGAUCAAGCAGGACCAUCAGUAAUUAUAAGUUUUUUAAUUGCAGCAUUAGCAUCAUUAUUAGCAGGUCUUUGUUAUGCUGAAUUUGGUGCUAGAGUACCAAAAGCUGGUUCAGCUUAUAUAUACAGUUAUGUCUGUAUUGGAGAAUUUGCAGCUUUCAUAAUUGGUUGGAAUUUAAUAUUAGAAUAUGUUAUUGGUUCAGCAAGUGUUUGUCGUGGAAUAAGUUUAUAUUUAGAUACAUUAUUAAAUAAUACACUAAAGGUGACAUUUAGUGAAGUUACACCAAUUGAUUGGGGAUUUCUUGGUGCAUAUUUUGAUUUUUUUGCAUUUGCCUUAGCAAUUAUUUUUGGAGUUGGCAUCGCAUUUGGAAUACAAGCAUCUGCUGUUUUAAACAAUUUUUGUACGCUUAUCAAUAUUGGAGUUGUAGUUUUUGUAAUAGUUGCUGGUUCUAUAAAAGCUGAUAUUAAAAAUUGGCAAAUCGAUCCAAGUGAAAUUAAUAACUCAACCUUAGAUGAAGGAACUAAAUUAGGUUCUGGUGGUUUUUUUCCAUUUGGUUUCGGUGGUACAUUACGUGGAGCUGCUACAUGCUUUUUUGGAUUUGUUGGUUUCGAUUGUAUUGCAACAACUGGUGAAGAAGUUAAAGAACCAAGAAGAGCUAUACCAAGAGCUAUUUUAUUUUCAUUACUUAUUAUAUUUUUAUCAUAUUUUGGCGUUUCUACAGUUUUAACAUUAAUGUGGCCAUAUUAUUUACAAAAUAUUGAUGCUCCAUUACCAUACGCUUUUGAACAAAUAGGUUGGGAGGUUGCUAAAUGGAUUGUAACAAUUGGUGGUAUGCUUGGAUUGAUUGCAAGUUUAUUGGGCGCUUUAUUACCAUUACCACGAAUUAUUUAUGCAAUGUCUCAGGACGGUUUGAUAUUUAAAUUCUUAGGCAUUAUAAAUAAGAGAUUCAAAACACCAGUUAUCGCUUCUAUUUGUGCAGCAUUUUUAACAGGAUUUUUUGCUGGAUUAUUUGAUUUAACACAACUUGUAAAUAUGUUAUCGAUUGGAACACUUUUAGCGUACACAGUAAUUGCAAUUUGCUUAACAAUACUUCGAUUUAUGGAUAACUCCAAUGAAUAUUCAAAUAUUGAAUAUAAACGACCAAAUAAUAAUGAAGAUACUAUCUUAGUUAAUAACAAUUAUAGUAGUAGUAGUAGUCAAACAACUUGUCGCCACAUUGUCAUACAAAUUUUCAAUUUGAAAAGAAAUCGGAUUCCAAGUAGUCUUUCUACAACUAUAGUAACCGUUAUGUUAUUGAUAUAUUGUGCUUGCGCAUUUGGUUUUAGUUUAACAGUUAUGUAUGCAAGUGAAGAAAUUUUAAAUUUAGCACCAUGGGCUAUAACUUUACUUUGUUUAUUUGGCUUAAUAAACAUUUUCAUAACUUUCGCAAUAUCAAUUCAGCCAAGAGAAGAAGAAAAUCCAUACUUCAAAGUACCAUUGGUUCCAUUAACUCCAGCAAUUAGUAUUUUUGUCAAUAUUUAUUUAAUGCUACAAUUAGAUAUGUAUACAUGGAUUCGCUUUGGAAUUUGGAUGAUUAUUGGUCUCUUAUUAUACUCUAAUUAUGGAAUAAAAAAUAGUUACCAGCAAGUAUACAGAGAGCUUAAAGGUUGGCAAAAAAUAAACCCGCACCAAAAAUAUCAAUCAUUAUAAAAAUGAAUUUUAAAGUUAAAAAUAUAUCUAUGUUUCUGUUAACAUAAAUUUAAUGAUUAAGUCGAAUAUCAAUAAAAAUAAUAAGAAUAAAAAAUAUUUAGUAUAUAAAAUUAAAUAAUCUUAAUUUUUUAAUAAAUUCAAUAUUAUUU
This is a messenger RNA of Condylostylus longicornis, 2202 nucleotides long. RefSeq names its product high affinity cationic amino acid transporter 1. Gene Ontology annotation, biological process: transmembrane transport; amino acid transport. Gene Ontology annotation, molecular function: amino acid transmembrane transporter activity. The transcript is spliced from 9 exons. The record is from RefSeq and is a predicted model, not a curated record. Gene Ontology annotation, cellular component: plasma membrane. Lineage: Eukaryota; Metazoa; Arthropoda; Insecta; Diptera; Dolichopodidae. Bases 197 to 2053 code for a protein of 618 amino acids.